Molecule: messenger RNA, 746 nt
Organism: Pieris napi
Lineage: Eukaryota; Metazoa; Arthropoda; Insecta; Lepidoptera; Pieridae
Product: cytochrome P450 4V2-like
Exons: 4
Molecular function (GO): heme binding; monooxygenase activity; oxidoreductase activity, acting on paired donors, with incorporation or reduction of molecular oxygen
Source: RefSeq, a predicted model, not a curated record
ACAAAAAACAUUCCAUGUUUCAAAGCCACUUUAACAGUAUUUUUUUUAAUUUCAGACACGAAAUUUAAGCCGUUCUUAGACAGACUACUUGAGUUAGACAAAUUGAGCACACAAGACUUAAGAGAUGAAGUGAACACUAUGAUUCUUGCCGGCUUUGAGACCACGUCCGCAAUACUUUCCUACUGCCUGCUGCUGCUAGGAACACACAAUAGAAUACAGGAAAAAUGUUAUCAAGAAAUAAACGAAGUGUUCGGUGAUUCCGACCGAGACGUUACCAAAGACGACUUACCCCGACUUAAGUACAUUGAAAUGGUGCUUAAAGAGACUAUGCGGCUGUGUACUGUUGUACCGUAUACUACGAGAGUUAUUACUGAAGAUUUACAACUUAAGAAUGCAGUUCUACGCAAAGGCCACCUAUGCUUCGUAGGGCUGUACGGGGCCAUGCAUCACCCCACGUGGGGACCUGACGUAGAACAAUUCGUACCAGAGCGUUGGCUGGACACCAGCAGUCUGAAUCCUAACGCUUUUGCAGCAUUUGGACACGGGAGACGGAAUUGUGUCGGUAAAGUCUACGCGAUGAUGACGAUGAAAGUGUCAAUGGUACACAUCCUUCGCGCAUAUAGAGUAAAAGGCGAUUACCACAAAAUGCGCCUAAAAAAUUUGCCAAUAAACAAACCUGUCGACGGGCACCAAAUUACCUUAUUUAACCGAUAAUAUUUUGUAUUCAAAAUAAAUUAUUAUCACUC